Cyphellophora attinorum is the source of this 678-nucleotide messenger RNA. Its product is annotated as Bifunctional protein RIB2. The record is from RefSeq and is a predicted model, not a curated record. Gene Ontology annotation, molecular function: diaminohydroxyphosphoribosylaminopyrimidine deaminase activity. NCBI's taxonomy places the organism in Eukaryota, Fungi, Ascomycota, Eurotiomycetes, Chaetothyriales, Cyphellophoraceae. The coding region runs from base 1 to 678 and encodes 225 amino acids. The transcript has a single exon.
AUGUCUCACGGCCAGCACGUCGAGUAUCUGCGACACGCUCUGUCGGAAGCUCAGAAAUCUCCACCAAAGCCUACAAACUUCCGUGUUGGCUGCGUGCUGGUCUCGUACCGAAAGCCACAGGAGCCCCAGAUCCUCUCAACUGGCUACACGUUGGAGCUGGAAGGAAAUACACACGCUGAGCAGUGUGCACUGACAAAGAUGGACGAAGCGCACCCUCGCGAGGGAGGACUGCCUAAUAUCUUGACACAAGGCCUGAAGGUCACUCUAUAUACGACACUAGAGCCCUGUUCAAAGCGUCUGAGUGGGAAUACACCUUGUGUCCAAAGGAUCAUUGAUACGCGACAAGGAGAUCCUGAGGGCGGUGUCAGAAAGGUCGUCUUUGGUGCUAAGGAGCCCAAUACUUUCGUACAAGACAGUCAAAGCUGUCGGCUGCUCACAGAAGCGGGUGUAGAGUGGGAGUAUAUUCCCGAUUUGGAACAGGAGAUCCUUGCCGUUGCUAUGGAAGGCCACGACAAGAAAGAGUCAAGCGGUGCGAUCAACCCUUCCACAGAGUCAAGCUCAGGAGCGCCAGCAGAACAAAGGAAGGAGCCAACGAACAAGGAGGACCAGGUUACCAAUAUUGACGACAUCAGCCUGAGGAACGCAAAAGGCAAGAAGAACAGCCACGCAAUCCCAUGA